CCGAUCAAUCAAACUAGUAGUUGUAAAUAUAUUUCUGCACGAUUCAAUUGGGUUGGGUUUCAAUCAUUUCUAGAAGAAGAAGAAGAGGAAGAAGCAGCAGCACAUGGUUGGUUCCUCAUCGCCAUCUCCUUCCCCUUUUCUUCUGCCAUAUAAAGAUUUUCUGACAGGUUCCUACUAAGUCACGGCCCACCACAAGAUUUGAAGUGUCAAACAAGACAGGCCACAUCGCAUGGUAAUGCCCCUUGAUACAAGUAGCCCAUUACCACCGUGCCUUGAAAAAUCCUGGAUUCUCUACCAACUAUAUAAUGCCAUGAGAAAUUUUUGUACCCUUUUGUGGAAAAGUUCCUGACGACAAGACAGAGCACACGAUCGGUUUUGAGGAAAGAUGGAGGAAAGGUUGCAGAGGAAUGUCGCUGAUGAUGCUUCGCCCUUCUUGCUGCUCGAAGCCACCGGCGAUUCCGAGGUGGAUGGGAGGGAUCCCCAGCACGAGGGGGUUCCGAUGGAGGUGGACGACGCGGAGUCCUGCAGCUACGACUCGUCUGACUGGAUCGAUGCAGACGACGUCGGGGGGGAAUACGACGACGCCACGGCAUGGCUGGGAGAUUGUCAUGAAGAGGAUGAGGAUGAGUUCGAGGACGAGCAGGACAGUCAUGUGCAGCUUCCAAAAGUGGAGUACAAGUCCUUGGUCUCGGUGGAGUCGACCAAUGAGUUGAUGAAUGAGAUGGAGAGGAGCAAGCUGUUUUGGGAGGCUUGCCUGGCUUCUUGAUCCUGGGGGGUGCGCUUCUUUUUUCGGCUUCCCGGGUUCGCCUUCAAGCCUACAAUAUCGCUUGACGGCUAUAAAUUCUUUUUGCCUUUUUGUUCAGCCAGUAAGUGCACAUAGGAAUGAAAUGAAUGCCUAACUUAUUGUCGAGCUGUGCCUCCAUGUUAUAUGAAUGGAGAAGGCUUGAUUCUUGAAAAGCUAUUUUCAGUUCGAGUUUUAGCUCAAGUAAGACUCCAAUUA
Messenger RNA from Syzygium oleosum, 1000 nucleotides. RefSeq lists its product as uncharacterized. The transcript has a single exon. Bases 386 to 766 code for a protein of 126 amino acids. The record is from RefSeq and is a predicted model, not a curated record. Lineage: Eukaryota; Viridiplantae; Streptophyta; Magnoliopsida; Myrtales; Myrtaceae.